Molecule: messenger RNA, 2039 nt
Organism: Somion occarium
Lineage: Eukaryota; Fungi; Basidiomycota; Agaricomycetes; Polyporales; Cerrenaceae
Source: the annotation of a GenBank genome assembly
GUAUUCUCGUAUUCUCUUUUCUCUCCAUCUCAUCUCGAUGUAAUAUCCUCCAUUCGUUUUUAUAGACUCACACUGGUUGACCUUGAAAUGGCAGUCCCACCUUACACCUUUUUGAUCUGUCUGACCGAGAUGUGAUCGGCGUAAGCGGGCGCUUACUCACAGGUUGCAUCUUGACUCUGUACGGUGACUCUCUUUCGGACUCCAGCUUGAGAUUUGAAAGCUUGCCUUUCCAUUCUCUAUCUAACCAUGUCUGUGGUAUCCAACGCCCUCGAAUCCUCUUCUUCCCGACCGCCUCGCUCAUUAAAUCGCCAAACCGUACUCGAAGAAGAUGAAUAUACCGAAGCUCUCUCGCACAUCAUCGCACGCGACUUCUUCCCCUCCAUCGCUCACUUGGAUGCUACCAAUGACUAUCUCGACGCACUUCGAUCUGAUGACCCUCUUUUGAUCAAUGCUUCCGUACGCAGACUCGAGGAUUUGAACACGCCCAUCACUCGGAUGAGUGCACGUACGUGGGGAACUCCGUCACAGACACCAUAUCGUAUGGGUCCCCUCGAGACACCACUGCGGACACCACAAGAGGCGGAACCACCGACGAAGCGUGCUCGCUAUGAUAUCGACAUGAGUUUGGAUACCUUCCAAGCACGAUAUACGUCCGAGGACAAUUCUAGCUUUACUGAGAUUUUGGAGGAUGAGAAUAGGAAAAGGAAGGAGAAAUAUUCUUGGGCUUGGGAGGCGCAGAAACGGGUGGAGGCGCAAAGGGAUCGGAUGCUGGAGGCUAGGGAGAGAUUGUUGAUCGAGCCACCUCCUGGCGUUGGCGUUAGGGAGAAGUUUGUGAUAGAGGCACCGGAGGUGAGGGGAAUGAUAACAGCGUCAGGGGAGUCUGAAAGGGCGACUGCUGUGGAAGGAAAAGACGACAAUGUUGAAGGGGGUGAUGAAGACAAAGAGAAACAGUUAGCUGUGGUUCCGACGGAGGGCGAGAGUGAGGGCGAAGUGGAUGUAAUGGCUCCCAAGAAGGACACUCGUCCUGCGGGCGUGGAUGGAUGGAAAUUCAAGGCUCGUAAUGCGCUGAUGUUUCCUCCAGACGCGGAUAUUUCGCCAUACCACCCUCUCACUUCCAAGACGACGGAGGACCUCAAAGUGGCAGCCAAAAUCAUCAAAUACGACAGUACCCGUCUCCCCGAACAAGAUAAUAGGCCCACAGAUUCAAUAUCUGCUCCGCCUAGUCCGACAAGAAGUAGAAUUGACGCAGCAAUUGCCGGCACACCAUGUAUGUCAUUGACCAGCUUUAUACCGACUCGUUCACUCACAGAGUCACAGAUCGACCUAGGUCGCCGAAUGGCGGGAACUUCACACUCGUCCCUUCUGUACCCACACCUUCACCUGCAGAAAUGGGUCCAGCUGCGGUCAAGCAACUUAUGACAUGGGGGACAAUUACAGGUACCCCUCGUAUCCUGUCACAAACGGAUGAUCUUGUAGAGUCAUCCUUGGCGCCCCAAAAUACGCCGUUCCACAUUGUUGCCCCUUCUGCACGUGAACGAAUAUCCCAACAACUAUCGGCGAAAGCAUCCAAGAGCCUCAGAGCCAAGGCAGAGCUUUUGGGUGUACCUAGUGUUACUCGAACACCGAGUUCGGUCAAAGGUUCAGCGAGGAAAGGAACUAUGCCACCGCCUUCUUGGACCCCUCGCAGAGCGGAGGCCCCAGGUGGACUGACACCCGCAGCAAGGAGAUUGCUUGACCGGUCGGCGAUGGGGACCGCAGCGUUAAGACGGGCAGAAGUAAUGGGGCGAAGUUCGGCUUGGGAAGGGACGAGUGUAGCGAAGGAGAAGGAUCUAAACCGAGUACGAUGGACGCCGACACCUAGCCCUGUGACAAGAAGAGGAGGUUGAACGCCAUGGGAUAAAUUUUACAUACGUUAUUAUUCAUAUAAGCAUAUCUCCGGACAUCGUCUCAGCAUACCUUACACAUUACGAUUCAGAAUGAGAAUGUAUCAAUAUUAUACAGGGAAUCAAGGGUCAUGAUAGACUCGGCUUUGAUAGCUU